AUGGGACGGCGGAAGAUUGAGAUCAAACCGAUCCGCGAUGAGCGCAAUAGAUCGGUGACCUUCCUCAAGCGCAAAGGCGGCCUGUUCAAGAAGGCGCACGAGCUAUCCGUCCUGUGCCACGUCGAAGUCGCCGUCAUCAUUUACGAUCCCACAAAGAAGAAAGUCCAUGACUACUCCUCCGUUAACAUCAACGAUAUCCUUGCGCAAUUCACCUACUGCACCGGCGCCCGGGAACACAAGGGCCCGCAAGACUUCGCUGAUCGAGGCGGCGGGGAUGAUGAUGAAGAUGAGGAGGAUGGUGGGGAUGAGGGUGAGCAGCACGGUACACCCCAGCCUGACCCACAGGCAAUGGGCAUGCAGCACCAUCCUGCCUUCCAGCACGUGAGACACGGCACACCCCAGGGCUCUCCGCCAAUGCACAACGGAGGCAUGCCACAGCAGUUCCAACGCGGUCCAUCCCCGCUCCCCACUGGCGUUCCACAUGUUGUCUCGAGGCCCUCGUCUCGCGCAGACCAGCAUCAGGGACACGCCCGGCGGAUAAGCUCCAACCUCGUGCCGACUCAACACCAACAAGCCCCGAUGGCACAAGCAGCCUACGCCUACCAACCCAAUCCCGCCUUCUACAAUCCACAAGCCCCUCAGAUGCAUCGUCCAGCCGGUCCCGGAGGCCCCGCUCUGCAACCCCAAGGCUCUACAUAUCCCCCUCCAUACCCUCCACCUGGCUCACACCAUGCCCAAAUGCAGCAAGUGUUGAUGCAAGAUGCUCGUCGAUCGUCCAUGCCAACCGCAUUCCCGGCGCAACCUCCCCCGCAAGCGAACAUGCAGCGCGAUGCAUCGCACGAGCACUUGCAUGCGCCACCCCAACCGCGACAACCUCACCCGUCCCCGCGAGCGCAACACGUACAAGCGCAAAGAGUCACGCCUCCUCAGCCUGCACAGCAACAAUUCAUCAGCCCGCCCAUUCCCCAGCCCAGGCCGCUUUCCGGACACGCCAAGUCGCAGAGCAUGUUCACUCCAAUCGACGAUAGUCGGUCAAUGCUGGCGCAACACUGGGGAUCGACGAGCAGUGCAGAGGCGCUGCGACUGGAGCCGAAGACGGAACAGCCUACUCCCCGUGCCGCCUCGGUGGACGUCGCUACAAUGCAGCGACAACGGCAGACGGCUGAUGCGAAGCCGAAUGGCUCGCCAGAGCAGCCGCAAGCCUCUUCAUCACGCGCCCCUCCUAAAUCUCCGCAGCCGGCUUCGCGCGCGGGUAGCACGCCGUCUAUCGGCCUUUCGCGGUCGAGCACCAGCCAACCGGACGCCAAGCGACCCCGGCUGAAAGUGCAGAUUCCCAGCGAACAAUCCGACGGCGAAGGCGGCACAGCGUCCGCACGAACCGACGCGAGCGCUUCCCGAGAGACUGCAGGAAGCGGAGGCGACAAACAGCAGACCCCUGGGCACGGAGUGGUACUCCCGCCUCCGUCCCCGAGCGCCGGCGCACUCCUCUCCGCCGGCGCACAAGGCCCUCCCAACCCUUUUGCCCGUCCCGCACCUCCUAUGAGCACGAACCCUCAUGCCAUGAACCGCGACGUGAACAACAGCACCCACAUCGAAACGCCCAUCUCCGCUCUCCCCAGCCGCUUCAUGUCGGAUAAUCUCCUCCCCAGCCCAUCGACCUUUUACCCUGAAUGGGGCUUUGGGCGAUCGGGAGGGGACUCCGCCGGCCCGAAUAUGCUGCCUUCGCCGCUGAACUUCCAGACGCCGGUGGUGGGGAAUGGAGCUGGGUGGAGGGAGGAGGAUCGUAGGGAGAGGGAUAGGGAGAUGGAGCGCAAGAGGGCCAGUGAGGACGAGGCUGGGGGGGAUGCGAAGAGGCCUAGGAGUUAG
Molecule: messenger RNA, 1866 nt
Organism: Neohortaea acidophila
Lineage: Eukaryota; Fungi; Ascomycota; Dothideomycetes; Mycosphaerellales; Teratosphaeriaceae
Exons: 3
Coding region: 1-1866 (621 amino acids)
Biological process (GO): positive regulation of transcription by RNA polymerase II
Molecular function (GO): DNA-binding transcription factor activity, RNA polymerase II-specific; protein dimerization activity; RNA polymerase II cis-regulatory region sequence-specific DNA binding
Source: RefSeq, a predicted model, not a curated record